AUGGCUAGCUUCACAGAAGAGGCAAUGGAUAACUACAUGUAUUCAGCAUAUAACCCUUACUCCUACAGGUACUUUAAUCCUAAUCCUAAAAAUAAAGGGAUGAGUUGGAGGCAGAGGAACUAUCUGUCCAACUAUGGUGACACUGGAGAAUAUUUUGAUAACUACCAAAGGGCUCAGUUAAAGGCUAUCCUGUCUCAGGUAAAUCCCAACCUUACCCCAAGGCUGAGAAAAGCAAAUACCAGAGAUGUUGGCAUCCAGGUAAAUCCCAGACAGGAUGCAUCUGUCCAGUGCUCAUUGGGCCCUAGAACUCUUGUGAGGAGGAGGGUAGGAACCAUCACAAAAGCUGAGCAGGUUCCUUCAGACCAGGGAAGCCCUGCAUCUCCCACUAAGACCGUACACUUCCCCAGAACCAUAGCCGUGUACUCGCCUGUUGCUGCUGGGAGACUUGCAACUUUCCAGGAUGAGAAUAAGGAUACUCCAAAAACAACUGAGGAGACUGCAAAAGAUGAUGCCUCGCUAAAUGUAAGCGAUAAAGAGAGCAAAACAGAUGGUGAAACCAAGGAAGCCAAUAAAGAGGAUGAUGAGGCCCAAUCCACCCCUUCUCCUGGGGAGACGAGACUGAGGUUCCAGUUCCUGGAGCAGAAGUAUGGCUAUUACCACUGCAAAGACUGCAACAUUCGCUGGGAAAGUGCAUAUGUGUGGUGUGUGCAGGGCACAAACAAGGUGUACUUCAAACAGUUCUGCAGGACAUGUCAGAAGUCCUUUAAUCCUUAUCGGGUGGAGGAUAUCAUGUGUCAGAGCUGCAAGCAAACUAGGUGUAUCUGUCCUGUGAAAGAGCGCCAUGUGGACCCAAAAAGACCCCACCGCCAAGACCUGUGUGGGAGGUGCAAGGGCAAGAGGCUCUCCUGUGACAGCACCUUCAGUUUCAAGUACAUCAUUUAAUCCAGGCUUGUGUACUUUCCUAAUGUUGGGCCAGAUUCCACCCCCCAUUA
Molecule: messenger RNA, 992 nt
Organism: Bufo bufo (common toad)
Lineage: Eukaryota; Metazoa; Chordata; Amphibia; Anura; Bufonidae
Gene: ZAR1
Product: zygote arrest 1
Exons: 4
Coding region: 1-942 (313 amino acids)
Biological process (GO): translation
Cellular component (GO): cytoplasm
Molecular function (GO): mRNA base-pairing post-transcriptional repressor activity
Source: RefSeq, a predicted model, not a curated record